AUGGCUUCCACCACGUCGGGAGAUGUUCUGCCAACCGGCUGCGGGAUCUUCACCAGCAUCCCUGACUUGUUCUUCAUCCCAGAGUUUGUUUUCGGCGGUCUGGUGUGGAUCCUGGUGGCGUCCACCCAUGUGUAUCCGGAACACCCGCUGGGCUGGGUCAUGUUCGUCUCAGUCUUCUGCUUUGUCUUCACCACGCUCUGGUUCUUCCUCUUCAUAUGCGGCGCCAAUCAGAACAGCUUUUGGCCGGCGUUGGACACGUACUACCAUUUCUUGGCGGUAGUUUUCUACCUGAGCGCGUCGGUGAUCCUGGCCUACAUCACUGUUCUUAAAGGUUGGGGCUUCACCAUCAACUCGGGGGGCACUGUGUCCAUUGUGCCCCUCAUCGGUGAAGGCCUAAAGAUCUAUAGACUGGACAUCGCUGCCGUGGUGAUGUCACACGUGGCCACUCUCCUCUACUUCCUGCACGCCAUCUUCUCCGCCAUCCGAUGGAAGAGAGCCUAA
This is a messenger RNA of Nerophis lumbriciformis (worm pipefish), 501 nucleotides long. NCBI's taxonomy places the organism in Eukaryota, Metazoa, Chordata, Actinopteri, Syngnathiformes, Syngnathidae. The record is from RefSeq and is a predicted model, not a curated record.